Phytophthora nicotianae INRA-310 is the source of this 1403-nucleotide messenger RNA. RefSeq lists its product as hypothetical. The transcript has 2 exons. Lineage: Eukaryota; Oomycota; Peronosporomycetes; Peronosporales; Peronosporaceae. The coding region runs from base 42 to 686 and encodes 214 amino acids. The record is from RefSeq and is a predicted model, not a curated record. Gene Ontology annotation, cellular component: EMC complex.
GAACACUUCAACUCGUUACAUCUCCUUACAAGAGCACCUGAAUGACUCCCCUUGCAGCAUACAUUGUUUCAGUCAAGACCUCGAUAUCCAUGGACUACUCGGUGUCGACGCAGACGUACGUCAAGCUGGUGCUUCAUGCAGCCAAGCGGCCCGCGAACGCUGUGUGUGGCCUGCUGCUAGGCACAGAGCAAGGUCAGGGCUUCUCCAUCUCGGACGCUGUGCCGCUAUUCCACCACGAGGCGCCGCUGGCUCCGCUAUUGGAAGUGGCAUGCGCCAUGGUGGACGCGUAUUGCCAAAAGAGUCAAAAGUUGCAGAUCGUGGGCCUCUACUAUUCCGGAAGCGGGUACUCUCCAUCUGAUUCUGGCAAUGGACUCAGCCACUUCGCCGAGAAGGUUGCGGACAAGGUGGAGCAGAACUGUUCGAGAGCUUGCGUCUUGGUGCUGGACAACCAGCAGCUUAGCAGUGAGUCCAAGACGGGGCUUCAGAUCCUGCUGAAGGACGUGAAACGUGGCUGGACGAAGGUAGAGAACCGACUGAAGGUGGCGGAUGGGGCGACCAAGACGGUGACUCAAGGACUGAAGCAGAGUGUGCAAGAGGACGUCGUGGACUUUGAGGAGCACUUGGAAGACCCUAGUAAGGACUGGCGGAACCCUCAUGUGGUGGAGCUGCUCAAACUCAACGUAUAGAAUGAUACAGACGCAGGAGACUCCGAUUCAUACAACAGUGAGCUGCUAUUUGGUUUACAUACAACGAGCUCUGUCUAUGCUGCUCUAGAGGAGUGCAUCUGUAAGCCGACGUGUUGUCUGGACGUACACUUCGUGCUGCAAGUUGGUACUCUUCUGCACAGACGACGUAGCGAGUGAUCGGAGGUAGUUAGACAGCAAUAGACGAGCGUUCUCCACGUCCCAGAGCAGCGGAUGAGCGUGACGCAGAGCGCACGUUAGACGUCCAGCAGCUGCAAACUCGCACUGUGUCACCAGCGCACACACGACGUAGGCACCGCUGGAUGUCCAGAGCGCUGACGGUCUGUCUUGCAAUACAAAAGCGACAAUCGACGAGUGUAGACCGUGCUGCAACAAUACAGCCACGUCGAAACGCAGCAGUGUGAGCUCCAUGACUGUAGACCAGGUACGAGAUCCUUGUUGCAGUUGUCGUACAACUGACAAAGCGCGAUCGACGUGCUUCGCUCUUAGAGCAUCAAAAGGACACAUCAACAGCAGUUGAAUGGCGAGUUCGAGGUUGUUGGCCUCCCAGUGCACCAAGAUGACCGCUUCUGUCACUUCUUCUUCGUUACUGAGCUCUGCGUAGGCGUGAGUAGCGUACCAACUCAAUAGACCUGAUCCCCAGACGCCCCGUGCAAAGAGAGCAGACCAGCACGUCGCGUCCUGCUCAUUAGGAAGCAA